AUGAAGGAUGAACCUUCACGCAAAAAAAGAUCAUUUAGUGAUGGUCAUUUUUUCAAAAAACUGAAAAUGAUGUCAAGGAAAAAGCAUCCUGUAAUGGAAAGAAGCAAGACUACUCGUACAAGGAAGGAAUCUACCAAUUCCGCAGCGAAAUCGUCGCUAUCAUUAAGGAGGGCCAACAAUGGCCGAAAUGCUAUUGCCAAAAGAAGAGUACUGACCGAUAUAGGCUCUACUAAUGAAGGGGUUAUUGGUAACUCUGCGUCAAACUCACCUGACAAAGAUUCUCAUAAUCCUCAUUUUAGUGAUUCCAUCCCACCGCUUCCUUUAGAACUACCGGAUAUCGUUUCAAUAAGAAGUAGUAGAAGUCACAUCAGCAAUAAAAGUAAUAAAAGCAGUAAGAGCAGUAAGAACAAGCAUGGUAUAGACUUAACGUUCAUGCCUCGCAGAUCCUUGCAAAAUUCUAAAGCUGGCUUGAAGAAACUGAAUACUUCUCCGCAAGGCUAUUUUAAUAUUCCGGUAACCAUAGAUAGAGCAAGCGAGAACAUCAAACAUGCAGAUACGAAAAUAACAUUCAACUCUUCCUCUUCAGAGAACGAAAGACCAGUUUUGAGUAUUUUACAGAAGGAUGAUACUCAAAAUUCUUCGAAUCCAACUGUUGAUGCGACAUCUGCACCUCAUAAUAUUAGCAAUAACAACAAUAUCGAAAAUUCUACGAACAGUUUAUUUGAUACUAUCCUCUCAAUUGCUCAUAGCGCCAUAUCACAUGUCCCCAAAAUUUCGGCCUUGAAUACAGAAAUACAGCGUGAAUUAUCACACUCCAGUGAAAACCAUACCGGCUCCAUCCGUCAUUCGUAUUCUAAUCAUCAUCAUGGUCAUCACAAACAUCCUUUGGCUCAGCAGCAGAGGAAUUUGUUAGUUUCUGAAAAUACUAAUCAAAAUGCUAAUGACACAGUACUCAUUCAUUCUCCCUCCACCAAUACAGCUCAUCGCAGCUCUUCAUUUUUGCGUCGUUUGGAUUAUCUAUUAUCCCCCAAUCCUGCCCCUUCCUCUGAUAAACAUGUUCAAGGUGAGGAAGAAGAAGAUGAGGAAGAAUCUUCGCCGCUUUCGAAAGUGUUUCUCUCUCCAUCAACUCAACUUCUAACUACUAACACAUCGACCACACUGCUUUCUGAUUCAUUGACACCUAACGAUAAAAAUAUAAAUGCGAACUCUAACUAUGAAAACGAGAAUGACAAUGAUAGGGACGAUAGAUCUAUUGCAGGCAAAGUGAAAUUUCAACCCUUGAAAGUGCACGAACCUGCAAUUUCUACUUUUGGUAAAGGGAAUUUAACUCUAGAGGCAGUGGCAGGAUCCUCUGAUAUCGACAAUACAAGCAUUGAUCUGGACGAAAACAAUACCAAUAACAACAGCAAUGUUCCAAAUGCAAGUUUAACAAAUUUGAGUCAUUUGAGCAAAAAUAACAUGUGCAUUAACCAUGGGUCCAAGGACUUGAACGCGAGCUAUCGUAAUAGUAGUUAUAUCGAUAUGGCAAGGUUUGAAAAUUCACAAUCAAAUCUCUCUAGUCAAAGGGCAAGAAGUAAGACCUUACCUGCGAAUAAAGCACUUGAAAAUGCUGCAAGCGAUGAAAAUAAUAGUAAAAGAAAUUCAAGAUACUCUUCUUAUUCCAAUGAUAUGACUUUUGAUGACGCUGAAGAAAGAAAAUUUAGAAGUACGUCUAAGAAGUUCUUGAACAGAAGAUCAUUUUCACCAUCCAACUUAGGCAAUAAAGUAAUUCCUGGCAUUAAUUUAAGGAAUUCGUUCAACAAGACUAGGAAUAAUAGUUCUGAUUUAUUUAGUACAAACCAGGGCCAACAAAUGCCAAGAACAAGCACUGCUGGCUCAGGUAAUAUCCAUGCGAUAAUGGGCUUGGAUUCUGGCACUACUGAUUUCAAGUUACAAGGUAUUGAAUACGCUUCAGAGAAGAAGAACAGUGAAUUUCACACGCUUUUUAGAGAUUGUGAUAUUAAUCCUAACGAAAAAUUAAUUGUUGAUCAUAGUUGUGCUUUAUCUCGUGAUAUACUUUUACAAGGGAGGAUGUAUAUCUCUGAUGCACAUAUUGGAUUUUUCUCAAAUAUUCUGGGAUGGGUUAGCACAGUUUUCAUACCGUUCAAAGAAAUUGUUCAAAUUGAAAAAAAGACCACAGCUGGAAUUUUCCCCAACGGUAUUGUAAUUGAUACUUUGCAUACAAAAUACAUCUUCGCCUCUUUUAUGUCAAGAGAUGCUACCUUUGAUUUAAUAACAGACGUUUGGAAUCAGAUCAUCUUGGGUAAAAAAUAUAGAAAUGGUUUCCAAAAUAAUGAUGACGGCACAAUAAGUGAUUCAAGCAGUGCAUUCUUUGAUGAUUAUGAUGAUGACGACGACGAUGGAGACCUGGAUGAUGAUGAUCCAGAUAUUAAUAGUACAGAUAUGACAUCCAGUGACGAUAUAGACGCUGAUAUUUUUAAUGAAUCAAAUGAACUUGGUAAGAACCAAAAAUCUACCAAUUACUUAUUAGGCCCAAACAGACAUUCUCCAACCACUGUUGACUUCAAACCUUCCAGCAAUGAACAUUUGGUUAUUGAGGCAACUAUCAACGCGCCUUUAGGAAAAGUAGUAAAUCUUUUAUAUGGCGAAGACGUGUCUUACUAUGAAAGGAUCUUGAAGGCCCAAAAAAAUUUUGAGUUAUCACCAAUUCCUAACAACUUUCUCACCACAAAGGUUCGCGAUUAUGCCUACACAAAACCUUUAUCAGGUAGUAUUGGUCCGAGUAAAACAAAAUGUUUAAUUACAGAUACUUUGGAACAUUAUGAUUUAGAGGACUACGUUAAAGUGUUUAGUGUUACCAAGAAUCCGGACGUUCCAUCAGGAAAUAUCUUUUCCGUAAAAACCACUUUCCUUUUUUCUUGGGAUAAAAAUAACUCCACGAAGUUAACAGUUUACAAUUCUGUCGAAUGGACUGGUAAAAGCUGGAUUAAAAGUAUGAUUGAAAAGGGAACAUUUGAUGGUGUUGCGGACACUACAAAGACGAUGAUAUCUGAAGUUAAGAAUAUUCUAAAUGAUGAAGAUUCAAAUAUAAAGUCGAAACAUCAAGCCAACAAUAUAGAAUCAGAGGAAGAAACAGCUAAUUUACCCACUAUUGGACCUCCCAUUCACGAUCCAACCGAACCUGAUUUUCAAAAAGGAAAAGACGAUACAAUUAUUGAUGAAAAAAUCAAUAUUCCAGUUCCUUUGGGAACUGUAUUUUCAUUAUUGUAUGGGGAUGACACUUCUUAUAUUAAAAAGAUUAUUGAAAAUCAGAAUAACUUCAAUGUUUGCGAUAUUCCCAAAUUUGUGAAUAACGCGAGGGAGAUUAUUUACACUAAGAAAUUGAACAAUUCAUUCGGCCCGAAGCAAACUAAAUGUAUAGUUACAGAGACCAUCGAACAUAUGGAUUUGAACAGUUUCUUCAUGGUAAAACAAAUAGUAAAAUCUCCAGAUGUUCCGUACGGUAGUUCCUUCUCAGUCCAUACGAGAUUUUUUUAUUCUUGGGGUGACCAUAAUACAACAAACAUGACAGUCGUGACUAAUGUUGUUUGGACGGGUAAAUCUAUGCUCAAGGGAACAAUUGAGAAGGGAUCGAUUGAUGGACAAAAAAGUUCUACUAAGCAACUUGUCGAUGAUCUUAAGAAAAUUAUUUCUAAUGCUGGCUCAACCAAAAAAAGAUCCAGGAGAAGAGGAAAGACAAUGAACAAGAGAAAAUCGUCAGCAACAACUACCAAAAAUGAAAAAAAUGAAGAAAACAUCGAAGCUACAAGUGCCAAACCUUCCUCUUUUUCCAUUUUUUCCAUGUUGCAACAAGUUAAUAUAACCUCAAUUCAAGGAAUUAUGACAAUAAUAUCCUUACUCGUCUGUCUGAUUUUCUUCUUUAAAUUAAUAUUUUUUUCCAGAAAUACUUCCAACAUCCAAAUUAUUACUCCAGGAACAAUCCUAAUUAACGGAAACGAAUAUAAUUACGUUCCCAACUUUAAAACACUCUACCACGUCUACGAAGAUAAUAUCGUAAAAGAUGCCCACCGCAAAGACUCGAAUAAAAAAAACAUAGUCACCGACACAGAAGGGUUGAUAUGGGACUGGUUGAUUGAUCGUGGAAAUGGAACUGUUCAAAAUGGCAUUUUAUCUAAUCAUAUGAAGGAAAGAAAUAACAAAAAGGUUAAACUAGUGAAUGGUGUUAGUGAUCAUAAAAUACAGCAGCUAGUUGAAUCAAUCAAAGUCACCGAGUUGCAGCUGCAAGAAAUGAAAGAGUUACUAGCUAAAACAGAUAAUAUGUCGUCUGCUGACCAAUUACUGUAA
Saccharomyces mikatae IFO 1815 is the source of this 4344-nucleotide messenger RNA. It is a transcript of the gene YSP2, whose product is annotated as Ysp2p. The transcript has a single exon. Bases 1 to 4344 code for a protein of 1447 amino acids. Gene Ontology annotation, molecular function: sterol binding; sterol transfer activity. Gene Ontology annotation, cellular component: cortical endoplasmic reticulum; plasma membrane; endoplasmic reticulum membrane. Gene Ontology annotation, biological process: intracellular sterol transport. The record is from RefSeq and is a predicted model, not a curated record. NCBI's taxonomy places the organism in Eukaryota, Fungi, Ascomycota, Saccharomycetes, Saccharomycetales, Saccharomycetaceae.